UACACCCAUUUGCACAGUUCUAUUUAGAUGCUAGAGAAGUGUCAAGAAAUAAGUCCAAAGGUCAGCUUGUUGUCAUGUCACUUCUUUUGCUUCUGGCUUUUCUUCGACUUCUAUCGGGGAAGGCUCAGUGCUUCCUCCUGGAAAAGGAACAGCAUGCGAUUGGCGUUCAACAGGGCCAUGGAAAGUGGGUCCACUAUGCAAUUCAUCUCCACGAGCCACACAUCACGCUGUUCUGUUAUGGGCCUAAAGGAAGCCAUGAGGUGGAACCUGAAGUGUUCAAUGAAGAAAAUGUUGGUCCUAAAUAGGAUAUUGAUGCAUCUUUCAAGCCAAAAAGGCAUGGAGAAGGGAAGGGAUUAUCCUAAAUGCAGUAUCCCUAGAAACAAACUGAUCGAGAUUGUGAAUAUACGGAGAUAUGCCUUACUGCUCAUGCAAUUUAAUUUUAUAAUUUUUAGGGAUGUUGUGUAUCCAAAUAGACAAAUUCCUUUUUAACUGAUCAAGAGUAUAAUUACAACUUCAAAUAAAUGCCCAUGGACUUCUCUCGUAAGCAAAAAGCUCCAUCUUUUUCUUUGCAGCCUACUAAUGCCAAUGAAUAGGUUACCCUAGUCUAGAAUAAAA
Messenger RNA from Alnus glutinosa, 615 nucleotides. RefSeq lists its product as uncharacterized. The transcript has 4 exons. The record is from RefSeq and is a predicted model, not a curated record. The coding region runs from base 28 to 489 and encodes 153 amino acids. Lineage: Eukaryota; Viridiplantae; Streptophyta; Magnoliopsida; Fagales; Betulaceae.